CUGCUUUUUUGCUUCUUAAGGUUUUUUGAAAUGGUAAACGUCGAAACGACAAAAAUAGAAACAAAAAACGACGACGGCAGCCGUGGUUGCAAAAGCGAAAGCCGAAGCUUCUUUCCUCUUUCGAUAUUUUUUUUCUUAUUUGUUUGUAUUUAAUUCACAGUUGAUCACUUUCCAACCAAUCCGCGUUUCGAAUAUUACAAUAAAUUAAAUUCGAAGAUGAAGAAGAAGAAGAAGACUUGUUGAUUUUACUUAGAAUCUUGAUCUUUGAUUCCUACGGUUAUCUUCCUCUACAGUACGAAACAGUUUCUUUCGUCUUCAGCUGGGAGGCAGGGAUGGGUGAUGUUAUGUCAGACAAUAUUUUGACUGAAUACUAUAUUCCAGAUUAUAUACUUGUUCCUGGAUCAGAACCAAAGAAACCACUACGGAUACCUUCUUGUCCAGUGUUAGUGUUUAUCAACUCCAAAAGUGGUGGACAGCUUGGUGGGGAUCUUCUCCUUACGUACCGUUCUGUUCUUAACAAAAAGCAGGUUUUUGAUUUGAGAGAGACAAAACCUGAUAAGGUGUUACACCAAAUUUUUGCCACUCUGGGGACACUUGAACAGCAUGGGGAUGUUUUGGCUCCAGCUAUUCAGAAUAGCUUGAGAAUAAUUGUUGCAGGUGGCGAUGGCACAGCUGGCUGGCUUCUUGGUGUAAUAUCCGAUCUUAAACUGCCUCAGCCACCUCCAGUUGCUACAGUGCCUCUGGGAACUGGAAACAACCUACCGUUUUCUUUUGGCUGGGGAAAGAAAAAUCCUGGUACAGACUGCCAAUCUGUAUUGUCCUUCUUGGAACAAGUAAAGAAUGCAAAGGAAAUGAAAAUUGACAGCUGGCAUAUUAUCAUGCGAAUGAGGGCCCCUACGGAAGGUUCCUGUGAUCCCAUUGCACCUCUUGAACUACCCCAUUCUUUGCAUGCAUUUCAUCGCAUCUCUCAAACAGACAAACUUAACAUGGAGGGUUAUCACACGUACCGGGGAGGAUUUUGGAACUACUUCAGCAUGGGAAUGGAUGCUCAAAUAUCAUAUGCAUUUCACUCAGAGAGGAAAUUGCACCCAGAAAAAUUCAGAAAUCAGUUAAUUAAUCAGAGUACUUACAUAAAGCUUGGAUGUACUCAAUCAUGGCUUUCUUCUCCUUUUCAUCCUUCUUCACUGAACGUAGCUCAGCUAACAAAGGUUAUGAUUAUGAAGAAGCAAGGCCAAUGGGAGGACCUCAACAUACCUCGCAGCAUUAAGUCCAUCGUCUGCCUUAAUUUGCCUAGUUUCUCUGGAGGUUUCAAUCCAUGGGGAAAACCAUACAGGAAGAAAUACCGUGAUAGAGGCUUUACUCCUUCUUUUGUGGAUGAUGGCCUGAUUGAGAUUGUAGGUUUUAGAAAUGUGUUGCAUGGGCUUGUUUUGCUUGCCCCAAACGGACAUGGAACUCGUUUAGCACAGGCCAACGCCGUCCGCUUUGAGUUCAACAAGGGAGCAGCCGAUCACACGUUUAUGAGGAUGGAUGGAGAACCAUGGAAACAACCCCUCCCAGUAGAUGAUGACACAGUUGUUGUUGAAAUAUCUCACUUUGGUCAAGUAAGCAUGCUUGCCACCCCAUUUUGCAGAUCCAAAAGUGUGCACGAUCCCUCUUCACCUACCAGUUGCUGCGACGAGGAUAAUGAAGAUAGUACUGAUGAAGGAGAAUCUCCUGAUGAUUGGGAAGAAAAAAGAAAGUUCGGGGCAGCUGACUCUUUCAAAUUUCCUACUGAAUUUGACCUAACUCACCUCAGUUAAGUUCCUCCCAUCUGAUUUACUACCCCUGCU
Molecule: messenger RNA, 1829 nt
Organism: Theobroma umbraticum
Lineage: Eukaryota; Viridiplantae; Streptophyta; Magnoliopsida; Malvales; Malvaceae
Product: diacylglycerol kinase 1-like
Biological process (GO): phospholipase C-activating G protein-coupled receptor signaling pathway
Cellular component (GO): membrane
Molecular function (GO): ATP-dependent diacylglycerol kinase activity
Source: RefSeq, a predicted model, not a curated record